Messenger RNA from Elaeis guineensis (African oil palm), 3229 nucleotides. RefSeq names its product G-type lectin S-receptor-like serine/threonine-protein kinase SD1-13. Gene Ontology annotation, biological process: recognition of pollen; protein phosphorylation. Gene Ontology annotation, molecular function: ATP binding; protein serine/threonine kinase activity. Gene Ontology annotation, cellular component: plasma membrane. Lineage: Eukaryota; Viridiplantae; Streptophyta; Magnoliopsida; Arecales; Arecaceae. The record is from RefSeq and is a predicted model, not a curated record.
AGCUGCCUCUCCCUCUUUCUCAUAUUUAUUUUUUCUCCAUUUCCUACCACAAGCAUGACUAUUAGAUGACCGAAAUAAGGUGAUGAUCGAUGAGGUUGGUGCACAAUAACUACAUUUGAAGAGCAUCAUCUUUGCGACUUUUGUAUGUGUCUUCCAUUAUAAUGAUUCUUAUACCUAAAGUUUCAAGGGCUGUAUAAAGUUAAUAAUCUUUCCAACAGAUCAUUUAGUUUAUUUGGUGAAGAUAAAUUUCCAUCGAAGAUAUUGACAACUAAAUGAAUAUGAACAAGCAACGAGAUAGACCGUCUAAGAAUCAAGGUGUUUUAGGAUGUUGUGUCGAUAGAAAGUGUAGUUUAUAUAUGAUUGAUUCUCUUAUUCAUUAAUGAUGGAAAAUAGAGGACAGAGUCUGGGACAUAAAUGUCUGCUGAAACUUUUUGUCUGAUCAUUGUUCUCUUUCUCAUGGGAAGAAUUUUAUAGUAUAGCGUACAGAAGGUGUUUGAGUAUUGACUUCAACGGCUUGGCGCAUGAUGCAUAUCACUAAUAUCAAUAUUGACUGCUCAAAAACAUGCCUGGUAUUCAUUGCUGAGUUUCAUGAUUGCUGCAACAUCUGCUAAAAUUGAUUAGGUUUAACCAAAUAGAUAUUUGUUAGUCUUCUCUUAAGCACCACCUCUGCCCAAAUACACACAAUGGUUGAAAAAAUACAAGAAUUGAACCCCAAAAGUAGUAAAUAAAUAAGUAAAUAAUAUAUAAACAAAUAAUUAAAUCUAGCUGAUACACCUAAGGUACUUUCAUCCAUCCAUUGGCACCUCUUUCCUAAGGACAUGCCACUUUUUCAUUCUUCACAAUGAACAAAACUAUGUUUUGGUUGUUAACUAGCAUUUUACUUUAAUACCAAUUAUUACGAACUUAUCUGUUCCUCUUGAUACGCCAUCGCCGUUGGCCUCCACCCAUUACAAAUUUGGUUUCGUUCCCUUAAUUAUCUGAAAGAUUUUGAAUAGUCUACACCGGAAAAUGCUGCAUUGAUCACCAUAAAAAAUGUGGCUCAUCGUUCCUUUUUGACCAUUUUUUUCAUGAUAAGCAAAGUGAGAGUUGGUCUAAAUCAAGGGUCUAAAUAAUGGUGCCAGUACUCAUAUCUGGCACCAUGGCUGAUUCAUGAUUCAUAUGGCACAUACCAGGUGGUAUGGCUGGUAUACACAGCUCCUCAAUACUUGGCGUAAACAAGGCAAAUUUGUCCAUAUGUAAAAGAAGUUUAUUUCAUGAAGCUAAAUUAAUAAAUUAACUUAUUGUUCCGCCCUUCAUGCUGCUUGCAAUGGCAUGUUGCUUUUCAAUUUUCCAUCGAGUCCUUAAUUGGUUUAUUUCAAUUUAUCUCAGUCUUACUAAGAUAAUCAUUGGGCUUUGGAGAUAGCUUGCGGUAUUUUGUUGGAGUCCAUGAGUUUGCUGAAUAGAGAGUAUAAUCCAGAAUGUCGACAAAGUAUGUAACCAUCUUGCAGUAGCUGCCUAACUUCUGCUUCUGCUUUUGUUGAGGCAGGGGGUUGUAAUUGUUUCAUGUUCUUUAAAAAAUCGGCAGUCUUUAUCCUACUUUCCAUUCAAGAAAAAAAAGAUGUUGAAAGUUUACAUGGAAGUUACCGAAACUUUGCUUAAGCAAUCCUUGCUAUGUUUGUGCCACCUUCUACAUGUGCAAUAACUUAGCUUUAUUAUUUGUUUCAUUUUAUGGAGCUUCUCAUUAAUGCAGCUCAACCCUGAUGUAAUCUUGAUGAUAUUGUUAUUCGUUUACAGAUCUAGACCAUUAUAUUCAUUAAUGAUUUACUCUUUCGCUAAUCAUACAUUUCAGAUUUUUCUUAACAAAAUUAAAGGGAUGGUGUGAUGUAGGACACUGGGCAGCUUGAUUGAGAUGAUUAGCUUUCAAAUUUACCUCAUUACAUUCAAAAGUUGUUACUACAUCUACAGGCAGAAAGAUAAAUAUGAGGAUAAUUUUUUUCUCAACCUACAGGCAGUAAGAGAAAUAAAAGGAUAAUUAUCAUUCUUGCACCUGUUUCUGGAGCAAUUCUUUUGAUCACUUUAACUUACUUGGCAUGGAAGUUCAGAGAUAAAAUAAAAGCCAGGUAUAUGGAAGGAUGGAAAGAAUAAAGGGAGGCUGCUUGGUGAUCUGAGUUUAAGUACAGAGUUUCCAAUGGACUUCUCUGGUUCUAGUGGAUUUGGUGAAGGGAAGACUGGUCAUGGCCUACAACCUCCACUAAUAAAUUUUGAAAGCAUAGUAGCUGCCACCAAUAAUUUCUCUGAUUCGCAUAAGCUUGGACAAGGAGGUUUUGGUAAAGUUUACAAGGGUAAGCUGCCUAGGGGACAAGAGAUUGCUGUUAAAAGACUUAGUAGGAAUUCUGGCCAAGGGCUAGUGGAAUUCAAAAAUGAGGUUUUAUUGAUUGCCAAAUUACAACAUAGGAAUUUGGUAAGACUUCUUGGUUGCUGCAUUCAAGGAGACGAAAAGUUAUUGAUCUACGAGUAUAUGUCCAAUAAAAGCUUGGAUGCCUUUCUCUUUGACCCAGCAAAGAAACAACUAUUGGAUUGGGAAAAGCGCUUUAACAUAAUCAAAGGAAUUGCUCGAGGGCUUCUAUAUCUUCACCAAGAUUCAAGACUAAGAAUAAUUCAUCGAGAUCUCAAAGCUAGCAACAUUUUGCUAGAUCAAGAUAUGAACCCUAAGAUUUCUGACUUUGGCAUGGCAAGGAUCUUUGGUGGUGACCAGAAUGAAGUAAAUACUAAUCGAGUUGUUGGAACAUAUGGUUAUAUGUCUCCCGAAUAUGCAAUGGGAGGGCUCUUUUCUGUGAAAUCGGAUGUCUAUAGCUUUGGGGUAUUGAUCUUGGAGAUUGUGAGUGGUUCACGAAAUAGUAGCUUUCAUCUUACUAUGGAUUCUCCAAGUCUGCUAGCUUAUGCAUGGGAACUAUGGAAAGAAGGCAAGGCAAAGGAUCUUGUAGAUACAUCUUUACUUGAGUCAUGUUCGCCUGAUGAAGUAUUCAGAUGCAUACUUGUUGGGCUCUUGUGUGUGCAGGACCACUCAAAUGAUCGGCCAACCAUGUUAUCUAUUGUUUCCAUGUUGGAAAAUGAAACAACAAUAAAUCUUACACCCGGACAGCCCACUUUUACUGUGGGGAAAAAGCUAGAUGAAUGUGAUGCCCAAAUGCAGAAUCUUGAGAUAUUUUCUGCAAAUAACUUAACCAUUACCAUGGCAGAGGGACGAUAG